GGGAAAGUUAACAUAGUCCAGUUUUAGUCUGAGGAGAAUUUGCUGAUUUUUUCCUUUUUUUUGGGUGGCGUGGACAACACAAUGCGGAUUGUACAAGUUUCUGUGUUUGUCUUUGUGUACCUGGGGUUGAGUUUGGCGGAAUUGCGAUCGCUGGAUGAUUACAUUAAACAUUACGAGGAAUUAAGUUAUGACACACAUGAUCUACAUAAUAAACAUCUGAGGUCAAAAAGGUCAACGCAGAACAAGAAGAUACAGCUGAAAUUUAAAGCUCACAACAGAGAUUUCCAUUUAGAUUUGAAGCCAUCAACCUCUGUAUUUACGGAAAACUUUAGAUCCACCCACAACAAUGGAACGGAGGACCCUGUGGAUCUGUAUAUAAUAUACGAGGGGUCAGUGAGAGGUGAGCCAGGUAGCCAUGUCCAUGGCGCGGUCAUUCUGGGAAUUUUUAGGGGGACAAUCCGUGUCCCCGGAGACACCUUGUACCACAUAGAGCCAGCGUACAGAUUCUACGGCCUCAGCGAAGCACAGAAAUUACCGUACCAUUCUGUUAUUUAUAAGGAUGAACAUCUCAAUAUAGACCCAUAUAGACACAAGCGUGAGGCAGAUUCCGAGGCAGCGCAGUGUGCUUUUGAUAAAUAUAGAAACUGGAUGGUCCGUCAAACGGAGGCGGAGGUCAAUAUACGACAGAAAAGAUCAUAUUUUAGUUAUAAGGACUCGGUCAGACACAAUAAAUACUCAGCGGAGAGUAACACCUACAAUAAUCGCCAGCGUCGAGCGACGGCCAGCUGUAGUAUCGGGUCCCAGAACACCUGUAUUCUCUACAUGAGGUCCGAUCCCAUACUGUUCAACAAGUUCAAGUCUGACUUAAAUGGGAAUGAGAUCGCAGCCCGAGAUGAAAUUCUCUCCUUCUUUGCCAGCCAUGUUGCUGCUAUUAACGAUAUUUACGGCCAGACCAAAUUCUCGCCCCUCAAUGGACAGUCGCCGUGUUUUCAGGGCGUCCAGUUCCAAAUUCAGAGAACCACAAUUAUGACGGACGAGACAGAGAAGUGUGGGAAUGUUUUGGAGAAGACGGCGUUCUGUCAACCCAACAUUGACGUCAGUAACUUCCUGAACCUGAAUUCGCUGACCAAUCACGACUCAUUCUGUCUGGCGUAUAUCUUCACGUAUCGUGACUUCUCCCACGGUACCCUAGGUCUGGCCUGGGUGGGAUCAUCUUCAGCAUCAGCAGGGGGGAUAUGUGAGAAAUACAAAUCCUACACGGAGGGGAACCAGCAAAUCAGGAAAAGUCUAAACACGGGAAUCGUCACCAUCAUCAACUACAACAAACGCGUGGCUCCGCGGGUCUCACAGCUCACGUUCGCUCACGAAGUGGGGCAUAACUUUGGAUCUCCGCAUGAUGAUGGUCAGUACUGCGCCCCCUAUGGUACGUCCCAGCCGUCAUCCAGUCAGGGGAAUUACAUCAUGUUCGCCAGCGCCACCCAGGGAAAUCUGGGGAACAAUGAUGACUUCUCCCCGUGUAGCCGUGACAACAUCACAUAUGUCCUUGAUGCGGUCAUCAACCAGCGGAGUGGCAAGGUCAACUGCCUAACACAGUCCAACAUGGCGUUCUGUGGUAAUGGUAUCGUAGAGGAGGGCGAGGAGUGUGACUGUGGUUAUGAUACGGACUGUACUGAUAAAUGUUGUAAUCCACGGAGGACGGGGACCUCUAACACUGACGCCUGUACACUCAAAACCAACCAAGCUGGUCAGAAAUAUGUAUGCAGUCCAUCCCAGGGUCCCUGCUGUAAUUCUGAGUGUGCUUAUGUAGCGCAGAAUUCCCUGGAGUGUCGAGCCAAGACAGACUGUAUGAGGGCCCAACAAUGCGAUGGGACUAAAGCAACAUGCCCUGAUUCGGUGAGGGAACCAGAACUCACUCUGUGUAACGACAACUCUCAAGUGUGUGUUCAGGGGUUCUGUUCUGGGUCCCUGUGUUUGAGAAUUAACAGUACUACAGGUCGACAGAGAGAAUGGGAGGAAUGUUUUAUUACAAAGGAGGGGGACCUGACGGUACAACAGAAGGAGGAACUCUGUUACCUAGCCUGUAGAAAGUCCAAUAGCACAACAUGUUUUGCAUCCAAUCAGAAUUUAGAUCAGGCUCCAGAAUUUAAGGCGCUGUUGGAUGAAGUCAACAGAAAUAAAGGAUCGUCUGGGGGCGUGAAGCUACCAGCAGGUUCACCGUGUAAUAAUUACCAGGGUUACUGUGACGUAUUUUCACGUUGUCGAGGAGUUGACAAUGAGGGACCACUACAAAGACUUAAAAAUCUAAUAUUUAGUGAAGAAACGCUCACCAACAUCAAAAACUGGAUAAUUGAAUACUGGUGGGCUGUGAUGCUGAUGGCCAUUGGUCUGAUUUUAUUUAUGGGUCUAUUUAUAAAAUUCUGUGCCAUCCAUACGCCGAGCUCUAAUCCUAACGCCAAACCAGCUGUAAAACUGACAGACACGCUCCGGCGCAGACGGCGACAACCCGACCAACAAUACAGAGCUCAGAAUCCAGAAGCUCAAGGAUAUUUAUUAAGUGGCCCUUCGGGACCCCCUCCACCAUACUCAGCUCACGGGGGCCCCCCACAGGGGCAUCGGAAAGGGGGCGGGGCCAAAGGCGGGAGAUACAAUAACUUAGAAAUGAGGAAGGUUUGAACAAAGUGUGGAUUUAAGUUUUAUUUAGUCAUGUUAUUUUAUUUUAUACAUAGUUUACGUAUCAUUUGAUUGAUGAUUCCAUUUUUUAAUGUAUUUACUCAAUGUACAUGUAUGUAUUUUCUAAUGAAAUUAAUUGAAUGGUUACUUCAUGUAUGAAUAUGUACUAUUGAAGUCUAUAAAAGUGACUGUACAUACGUAUUGUGAGUUGAAAUGAAAAUUCAAUGUAAAUUAGUUAUAAAUAAACUACUUACUUUUAAUAUUUGCCUUUAAAUGCUACAAAAGAAUAGAUAACUGCUGUAGUUGUAGAUCAGGAAUAUUGAAAGACUCGCUAAUUUAUGCUUACAAGGAAUUAGAGCAGCUCGAAAAUCAUGAUAAAAUUCAAGACGUGCUUAAAAAGCGUCUAUUUAAUUUUUUUUUUCUAUUGCAUUUGUUGACUUGCAUUGUUGAUCAAAUUUCUCUUUUUUGUAUGCUUACAGCUUAUAUAUAUAUAUUUAAUUAUCAGAAUUGAUGAUGUUCUUGUACCUUGUGAUGUUGUAAUACAUUAAGCUUUUGUUACCAUGUUUCAAACUUUGUUGACUUGGUGCAAGUAACUGAGUACUAUUUAUAGACAGUCUGAAUACUAUUUAUAGACUGAGUACUAUUUAUAGACAGUCUACUAUUUAUAGACAGUCUGAGUACUAUUUAUAAACUGUGUUUCUUUAUACAACAUAUCUCCUGAUUUGCAUUAUUAUAACAGUUUUUAAACUUUAAUGUAAGAUGGGUUUUUUUGGUUAUUUUUCCUUCUGUUUUGAUUUUUGUUUUUAUCUUUUAUGUGGUAAAAAUGGUUUCUGUAACAAUGUGAGUCAAUGUGAGUCACUGGUCAUAUUUCAUCAUAUAAAUUAAAUUUCCAUUACAUUAAAAUAGUUUUUACGCAAGUACCAUUGCUACCAUGAGAGUUACCGGUAGAAUAGUUUGGUUGUACAGAACAUGUCAAUUUUAGUAAUUUAUUUAAUUAUUCAUCAAAGAUACUGUAUAAUUAUGAUUUAAAAUUUGAAAGUAGAUUUAAAUUUAAAAAAAAGCUUCAACAAAAGUAGGGACAUUUAUAUAAAAUUUUGUUGAUUCCAUGUCCAAAACCUACUGCUUAUAUACAUCAGCGUGAUUCAUUUUCAUAAUAAGACACAAUUGUUUAUCAUGUUCUGUAAGUUAUUAAUGUCCUAACAAUGUCUAACCAAUGUUUGUAUUAUGAAUAUGCAGAGCAUUCGUUAUCCUUGGUAUUCAUUGUUUAUAUAACGGAUGUGUAAUUUAUACUUUAACAUGAAUGACUUUAAAACUUCAGUCCCCAGAAACCCUCACUACUUUAUAACUUUUGUUAUGUACUGUACAAAUCUAUGUGUAUCCCAGAAACACCCACUACUUCAUAACUUUUUGUAUUGUACUGUACAAAUGUAUGUGUAUUCUUUAAAAUGUGAUUUUGUUUGCUCUGGUGCAUCUGUCCUUAAAUUCAUGUAUUUUUACCCUCGCUGUUAUAAAUUGAGCAUUACUUUGCCACGUUUUUUAUUAAAGUUUAGAUUUAAAGUUCUAAGGUAAGUUCAAAUAGAACAUAAAUAAUCAACAAUUAUUUGCUAAUACGGUUUAUUUAAUUUUUCUUAAGGUUCAUAAACCCCCUGCUCAUUCAUAUAAAAUGUUGCUUCAAAAAAUAUAUCUUAUAAAUAAAAUAUAAACAAUUAUAGCAUAGCUUGCGGGGCAAAAAUUGGACAUAAAGACAGUUCAACUUUGCAAAUCUAUAAAGGAAUAAUAGACAUUUAUGUCAUUUAGAGUUAUCUCUCUUAUCAGAGUAUCAAUGUACCUUAAACUUUAACUUAAACUUUAAAUUGAGCCCCAGUCUGUAGGAAGCCGUAGCAAUGAUAAUAGUUUUGUCAAACUUAAAUCAUUCUCAGCCUGUUAUUUUACAAGUUGAAUCUCACUCAAAGUUUUUUUUUUUUAAACUUUUUUUUCUUUCGUUUGGGAUAGGGAUUUUGAAUGACGAUAUACUGCGAUUGUUUUUUUUUUUACAAUAUGUAUUUCAAUAUUUUCAAUGAAAUAAAAAUGCACACAUACAACACCUUUCAACCAUAAUGUUUUGCACAAUAUCAAACAUUUCUGACAAGUCAUGCAUUAUAUUAAAUUGUAGAAAUCAUGAGUCUAAGCAUUUUUUAAUUAAAAGACUUUUGUUAUCGUACAUGUACCACAACAAACUUGAAAAUGGAUUGUUUUUCAUGCAUACUAAAUUUUUGUCUUUUUUAUGAGUUUGGUGCUGAAUUUUAAUUGGUAUAAUAAGUGCAUAAAAUUUGAUCUUUUCUUUAAGUACAGAAAUAUAUCGUAGAUGGAGAUACUAGAAAAUUUUUACCAGAACCAUCUUAUAUGUAAACGAAACCUUGUCUGAUUCCAUACAGUCAGUUAAUAAUGACAGACUCUAUGUCAUACCUUAAUCUCUAGAAAUAUUGUCAGUCAAUGCUGAUUCGUGUUAUUUAUGCAUCAAUAAAUUUAUAUGUAUGAUA
Saccostrea cuccullata (small rock oyster) is the source of this 5189-nucleotide messenger RNA. Its product is annotated as disintegrin and metalloproteinase domain-containing protein 10-like. Gene Ontology annotation, cellular component: plasma membrane. Gene Ontology annotation, molecular function: metalloendopeptidase activity. Lineage: Eukaryota; Metazoa; Mollusca; Bivalvia; Ostreida; Ostreidae. Gene Ontology annotation, biological process: membrane protein ectodomain proteolysis; Notch signaling pathway. The transcript has 19 exons. The record is from RefSeq and is a predicted model, not a curated record. Bases 82 to 2673 code for a protein of 863 amino acids.